AUGAAGUACUUGGUGUUUGUGCUCCUGGUGGCUGCCGCUUGCGCUUCUGAGGUGGAGAAGCGAGAGGCGGAGCCAAGUCGUGCCUACAGCUAUGGCUACGGUCUCCACCACCACGCCUACUACCCCCGCUCUUACUACCGCCCCUACUACUACCCCUACCACCACUCCUACCAUCACCACCACAAGAGGUCCGCUGAACCCGAGGCCGAAGCCGAAGCCUCGUACCGCUACCCUUACUACCGAGGCUACUACCGUCCCUAUUCCUACGGCUACCACUCACACUACUACGCUCCCUACGUCCACCACCACCACAAGAGGUCCGCUGAUCCCGUUGCUGAGGCUGAACCCAGCUACGGCUACGGCUACAAGUCCUACCACCCCGUGUACCCUCGUUACUACCACUCCUACCAUCCGCGCACCUACCACGCCUACCCUUCUUACAGCCCCUAUGGCUACCGCGCCCACCACUAA
Penaeus indicus is the source of this 471-nucleotide messenger RNA. RefSeq names its product histidine-rich glycoprotein-like. The transcript has 2 exons. The record is from RefSeq and is a predicted model, not a curated record. Lineage: Eukaryota; Metazoa; Arthropoda; Malacostraca; Decapoda; Penaeidae. Bases 1 to 471 code for a protein of 156 amino acids.